This is a messenger RNA of Phytophthora sojae, 291 nucleotides long. RefSeq lists its product as hypothetical. Bases 1 to 291 code for a protein of 96 amino acids. NCBI's taxonomy places the organism in Eukaryota, Oomycota, Peronosporomycetes, Peronosporales, Peronosporaceae. The transcript has a single exon. The record is from RefSeq and is a predicted model, not a curated record.
AUGUCGUCCGCCGCCGACAAGAAGUUCUACAUCCUGCGCUACGAGUACGUGGGCGACAUCCUCGAGCGCCGCGGCCCCUUCCGCGCCGAGCACCUGGAGCGCGCCGUGAACGCCAAGAAGGACGGCCACGUCGUCAUGGGCGGCGCGCUCGUCAACCCGCCGGACGCCGGCGUCUUCAUCUUCAACGUGGCGGACAAGCAGCUCAUCGAGGACUUCGCCAAGGAGGACCCCUACGUCCUCAACGACCUCGUCACGUCCUACUCCAUCCGCGAGUGGACCGUCGUCGUCUAA